GCCUGGCCACACCGGGAUUGCCCGGGGCCCAUGGGGAAUCCCAAGUCCGGGGAGCCCGAGGUCCCAGACCAUGAAGGCCUGCAGCGCAUCACUGGUUUGUCUCAGGGCCAUUCGACCCUCAUAGUGGCGGUGCUGUGUUACAUCAACCUCCUGAACUACAUGGACCGCUUCACCGUGGCUGGAGUCCUUCCAGACAUUGAGCACUUCUUCAACAUUGGAGAUAGUAGUUCUGGCCUCAUCCAGACUGUGUUCAUCUCCAGUUACAUGGUGUUGGCACCAGUGUUUGGCUACCUGGGUGACAGGUACAAUCGGAAGUACCUCAUGUGUGGGGGCAUUGCCUUCUGGUCCCUGGUGACACUGGGGUCGUCCUUCAUCCCCAGAGAGCGUUUCUGGCUGCUCCUCCUGACCCGGGGCCUGGUGGGGGUCGGGGAGGCCAGUUACUCCACCAUUGCGCCCACCCUGAUCGCCGACCUCUUCGUGGCAGACCAGCGGAGUCGGAUGCUCAGUGUCUUCUACUUUGCCAUUCCUGUGGGCAGUGGUCUAGGCUACAUUGCGGGCUCCAAAGUGAAGGAUGUGGCUGGAGACUGGCACUGGGCUCUGCGGGUGACUCCAGGUCUGGGGGUGGUGGCUGUUCUGUUGCUGUUCCUGGUGGUACAAGAGCCCCCAAGAGGAGCUGUGGAGCGCCACUCGGGUUCACCACCCCUGAGCCCCACCUCAUGGUGGGCAGAUCUGAAGGCGUUGGCACGAAAUCCGAGUUUCGUCCUGUCUUCCCUUGGCUUCACUGCCGUGGCCUUCGUCACGGGCUCCCUGGCCCUCUGGGCCCCAGCGUUCCUGCUGCGCUCCCGUGUUGUUCUGGGGGAGACCCCUCCCUGUCUCCCUGGAGAAUCGUGCUCUUCCUCUGACAGUCUCAUCUUCGGACUCAUCACUUGCCUGACUGGAGUCCUGGGCGUGGGCCUGGGUGUGGAGAUCAGCCGCCGCCUUCGCCGCAUCAACCCUCGGGCUGACCCGCUGGUCUGUGCUACCGGCCUCCUGGGCUCUGCGCCCUUCCUCUUCCUGUCCCUGGCCUGUGCCCGAGGCAGCAUCGUGGCCACCUACAUUUUUAUCUUUAUUGGGGAGACCCUGUUGUCUAUGAACUGGGCCAUCGUGGCUGACAUCCUCCUGUAUGUGGUGAUCCCAACUCGACGCUCCACUGCUGAGGCCUUCCAGAUUGUGCUGUCCCAUUUGCUGGGCGAUGCUGGGAGCCCUUACCUCAUUGGUCUAAUCUCUGACCGCCUCCGACGGAGCUGGCCUGCUUCCUUCUUGUCCGAGUUCCGGGCCCUGCAGUUUUCACUCAUGCUCUGUGCUUUUGUUGGGGCACUGGGUGGUGCGGCCUUUCUGGGCACGGCCAUGUUCAUCGAGGACGACCGCCGGCGGGCUCAACUCCACAUCGCAGGUCUGCUGCAUGAGACGGGGCCCUCAGAUGACCGGAUUGUGGUACCUCAGCGAGGCCGUUCCACCCGGGUCCCCGUGUCCAGCGUGCUCAUCUGAGGAAGCUGUUACCCAGCUACAGGUGCACCACAGCCAGCCCCGGGCCCACCCCAGGAGGUGCCCAGGCGGAAGCCCUCACCAGGCCCAGGUCUAAGGAGGAAGCCCUGGGCUGUGUCCCCGCUUCCAGACACUACAUAGGCAGCCCAGGGAAGAGAUGGGGGUCCAGAAAUGGGGCUUGUCCCUGUCUACUAGGGCAGCCCAAGGGGUUUGGUGCUAUUUGUAAUGGAAUAAAAUUUGUAAGCAGACUGUGA
Molecule: messenger RNA, 1778 nt
Organism: Peromyscus californicus insignis
Lineage: Eukaryota; Metazoa; Chordata; Mammalia; Rodentia; Cricetidae
Gene: Spns1
Product: SPNS lysolipid transporter 1, lysophospholipid
Biological process (GO): transmembrane transport
Cellular component (GO): membrane
Molecular function (GO): transmembrane transporter activity
Source: RefSeq, a predicted model, not a curated record